CGAGGUGAACGUCUGCCAAGAGGAUGACGAGCGUUUCGUGAGUUCGUUACUAGAACGAUCUUGUAGCGAGCGAAUUUUUGUGCCGUCGUUAAUCAGUGAGAGGGUGAACGAUUCGCGAGUGAACAUAUUUAUGGAGAAGAGAUUUUUGAGAGCGAAUUCUUGGAUAACAAACGAGAACUUCCUGUUGGAAGUCGACGUUACUCAAAGCUACACACCCGUAUUACCAUCGGUCAAGACUAGAAACUCAUUUUCUUGAGAAGAAUUAGUCGAGAUUAUCUCGUCUCUUCAACGACAGAUCACAGGCAAAAUGGCGUCUCGUUAUCAAGCGCGCGAAUAUCGAUUCGGCUGGAUCUUAAAAAUCCUCCUGCUCUGCUUCGUUCUGGUCUCAAGCCACGAAGGGAUCCCUUCGAAUCAUCAGAGCACACCGAAUGCGUCCACCUUGACGAUAGAGGCCCGAGAAUCCGAAGCGUCGAUAACUCUGGGGAAGGAUCUCAUGCUUGGUCCAACGUCGUCGACCAACGCGGCGUUCCUCGCUAACAUCAGCAACUCCAGUGGCGACAUGGCGACGACGAGGACCGAUUCACUUGUGAAUCCCACGAUCGUCGGCCAGGUGCAUGCCGACGAAUACAGCGGCAACGUCAUCCAGAAACCCGUCUCGAAAAGUUCCCGAUGGUUUUGGCACGUUCACAACAAUCCCCAAUGGACGAGCAAGAGUUCAAAGACCGCCUGGAAGAGAGACAGUUAUCUCGAGGCACUGAGACACUCUCGCAAUAACGACGAUCCGCGAGAAGGUGUCGUACGGACGGACUCGAAGACGAAAGCGAAUAGGAGGGAAUACACACCGGGUUCCGUUUACAAACCGGACACGGGAUACAGCUCGCCCGAUUCGGCGUACCCCCCGAAGGGCCCGCAAGUCGCCUACGGCACCCCGAGCGUUUCUUCAUCCAUCAGCGACUCCUACGCGCAACCCUUCAGGCCGUCGAUCAACUCGAACGAGCACUACGGUGCAACGCACAACUCGUACGGUCCGCCAAGUUCCUCGUUCUACCCCCAGACCUCAUACGGGCCGCCUGGGAACUCGUACCCACCUCCCCAACAAGGUUAUGGAACUUCCAUACACGCUUCCCCUCCAUCUCCGGUGUAUGGGGCACCUUACGCACUGCCGGAUGUGUCUCACAUUUCCAUCUUGCCGACUUUCGAUUUAGGCUGGCCGAUCGCCCUCAAACUGAACGCCUUCACUAUCGCAAAGAUCAUAUUGAAGCUGGUUAUCUUCAAAAUGAUCGUGAAAUUCAUCGCGGCAAUUUGCUUGUUGCUCUUUAUACCUAAACUGGAGAUCAUCAAGAAGAAGGGCAAUAAAGGCGAGGACGAUGAAGAGCGAAGCUUGUCGUCGCCUUACGCCACUUUGAAGACACUGAACGAUCUCGAGGCUACAGUACGAAGCUCCGUCGAGAAAUACGAGGCACAAAACAGCGUUGGUUCCAGUUCGACGAAGAAAUGCACAACACCCAGAUGCCGCAUCGCCGAAGCUCUCACGUUCCGCGAAUCUUGGGACGACUAUUUGAAUUUAUUCAAGAGCUACAUGGAAGAAGAGAGGCAGGUCACGCAACGGAAAGAGCAGUGAGAAGCUUGUCACCUGCAUUCUCACCUCGUCGUCGUCGCAGUCUCGUCUUUCUCUACCUUAUUUAUUUAUUUAUUAAAUUUUACAAAAAUUAA
Messenger RNA from Odontomachus brunneus, 1713 nucleotides. RefSeq lists its product as uncharacterized. The transcript has 4 exons. Bases 308 to 1621 code for a protein of 437 amino acids. NCBI's taxonomy places the organism in Eukaryota, Metazoa, Arthropoda, Insecta, Hymenoptera, Formicidae. The record is from RefSeq and is a predicted model, not a curated record.